Messenger RNA from Chenopodium quinoa (quinoa), 3523 nucleotides. Its product is annotated as flowering time control protein FPA-like. Gene Ontology annotation, molecular function: RNA binding. NCBI's taxonomy places the organism in Eukaryota, Viridiplantae, Streptophyta, Magnoliopsida, Caryophyllales, Amaranthaceae. The record is from RefSeq and is a predicted model, not a curated record. Bases 251 to 3136 code for a protein of 961 amino acids. The transcript is spliced from 6 exons.
AACAAAAUAAAACGGUUGCUAAUAAAUUUGUGCGGCCACCAACUCACCGUCGUUUCGUCUUUCUAUAUAAACACAAAACCCAACCCAAUCUUCUCUUACAUCCUUCUUACUCUUUCUCUCUCCUCAGAUCCCUUCUUUUCUCUCUCUAAUCACAAACCCUAAUUUUCAUCUUCUCCCUAAUUUCUCCCCCAAUUUCUAGGGUUUUCUCUUAAAAAAAAAGGAAUCCCAGUUAAUUAAUCAAGCAUUGCCGAUGAAGCCGAAGAAGCAACCCUACGCUUCAGAAUUCGACGCAACUUCGAGUCAUCUAUGGGUCGGAAAUUUAGCCCCAGAAGUUACCGAAUCUGAGUUGACGGAGUUGUUCGAGAAAUACGGAUUGAUUGACGGAAUUACUUGCUACGCUUCCAGGAGUUACGCUUUUGUUUACUAUAAGCGUGUUGAAGAUGCUGUUUCUGCUAAAGAAGCUCUUCAAGGGUUUUUAAUUAAUGGGAAUUCAAUCAAAAUUGAGUUUGCCAAACCGGCUAAGCCCUCCAAGCAUGUAUGGGUUGGUGGAUUUGGUCCAUCAGUCACUAAGGAAAAGCUAGAGGAAGAGUUGAGUAAAUUUGGUAAAAUUGAAGAUUUAAAGUUCAUUAGAGACCGGAAUACUGCACUUGUUGAUUUUGUGAGGUUGGAAGAUGCUUCCGCUGCAGUGAAGAAUGUGAAUGGUUUGCAAAUCGGUGAUGAUCACAUUUGUGUUGAUUUUCUAAGAUCUCAUCCUGCGAAGAGGGAUCAGUCUGAUUUCCAUGAUUCGGGAAGUGCACAAUUCAAAGGCAUGGGGGGUUUUGAUCCAUCUUGGAUUAAUCCAGACAUUUCAAGGAAUUACCCUGAGCCUACUUUUUCAGGACACAAGAGAAUGCAGCCAUCUCAACCAUUAGGAGGACGUAAAGUGGGUCAACCCAGUAAGGUUUUAUGGGUUGGAUAUCCGCCUUCUGUUGUGAUUGAUGAGGAAAUGCUGAAUAAUGCCAUGAUACUGCAUGGAGAGAUUGAGAGAAUAAAAUGUUUCCCUUCAAGACAUUAUUCUUUUGUAGAAUUCAGAAGCGUGGAGGAAGCAAGGCGAGCUAAGGAGGCCUUGCAAGGAAGACUUUUUAAUGAUCCUCGAAUUUCAAUAAUGUUCUCCAACAGUGAUUUGGCUCCUGGCAAAGAUUUUGGACCACCAUAUCCAGGAUUUAGAGGGCAGAGGCCAGAAAUGUUUGGGAAUGAGUUUUCUUUUGGACCACCUGCUCACAUAAUGGAUGCAUUUCCUUCAAGUCGUAAUAUGAUGCAAAACAGUUUCCAUGGACCUCCUACUCCUAAUGGUGUGCUUGGACCAGGUAUGCCUCGGCCAUUUGGGCCUAGAGGGAGUAUGGAUCCAUUAUUGCCCAAUCCAGAUUUUCAUGAUCCCAAUAUGCAUUCUACCAUGCCUGAAAUGACUGCUAAUGCUCCAGCUAACAAAAGAAAACCGUCUCCUUCUGCUGUUGGACUGCUUCCACCUCCCUCUUUUCCAGGUAGGACAUCUUAUAAGACAAGUGGGUGGGAUGUUCUUGAUCCAAACCAGCUCCCUAGGGAACCAAAGAGGUCUAGAAUAGGUGGUCCAACAGGAAAAGGUGAUGAAUAUAUUGCAAGUGACCAACCUUAUACUUCUGGUCCUGCUGGAAUGGGAGCUGCAAAAGGAAAUGUUAUUGGGCGUGCUAGUGAAGAUUAUAUAUGGCGUGGUGUCAUUGCCAAGGGUGGCAAUCCUGUCUGCCAUGCUCGAUGCAUACCGAUGGGAAAUGGGCUAGAGUGUGAACUACCACAAUCUGUUAAUUGCUCUGCAAGAACAGGGCUUGACAUGCUGGCGAAGCAUUAUGCUGGUGCUAUUGGGUUUGAUAUUGUCUUUUUCUUGCCCGACAGUGAAGAUGAUUUUGCUAAUUAUACUGAAUUUCUGAGGUAUCUUGGUUCAAAGGACCGUGCUGGGGUGGCUAAAUUAGAUGAUGGGACCACAUUAUUUUUGGUCCCGCCAUCAGGUUUCCUGACGGAUGUUCUGAAAGUGAAUGGCCCUGAGCGGUUAUAUGGAGUAGUGCUUAAGUUGCCUCAGCAAACCCCAGUUGUCCCGCCUCUUUCUCAGCCAGUACAUCCGCCCCUUCCUCCCAUUCAACAGUCAGAGAGCCAGUUGGAGCCUCCUACACAAGAAUACGUAGCUCCUGAAAAAGAGUUAGCUGUUCAUAUGGAUUAUGGUAGAGCUGUACAUGAUGAUACACAUUCAAGAGCAUCCUUCCCAAAUGCAUCUGUUUCACAAAAUCAAUCUAAUGAAGGUGUUUCUUCAACACCACGACCUGCAGUUACAUUAACACCUGAGCUUAUUGCUACACUUCAUGCAUUCCUUCCAGCCAAUUCCCAAUCUUCAACUGCUCAAAGUGCUCAGCCACAAUUACAUCCCUCCACCACAGGACGUUCUCAACCUCAUUCAACAAAUGAGAUUGGAGCUUUCUCACAGGAUUGGAACCAACAGCCUCAAGUGAUUGAUCCAACUGGUCAAUCUCAACAGUUUGGGAUGCAAGGGUAUCCUAAUGCACCGCUGGUCAAUAAUUACCAGUCAUACGCAUCCAACUUAAACAUGGGAAGUCACCCUGUUCAAGUUCCUCCUGCAAAUAUGCAAAUGCAAAAUCCUUUGUACAACUUUCAGGAGCAGAGUUCUGUUUCUUCUAGGCCUCCUAAUGUUCACCCUGUUACAACACAAAGCCAACAGUUUGUGCCACCAAUGCAAAAUAUGCAGCAUUAUCCCUCAGAUCACAAUAAUCAGAAGGGUUAUGGGAUGAUGCAUGGAGCACCUGUUGGCUCUUAUGGAAUAGCAGAAAGUCAGCAGCAUAGUGAUCCAGGUUUCUACCCUAAUCAAGCUGGUGGUGCUAAUGUUUCCCAUGCAGAGAUUAUGGUGCCAACCUCAAAUGGAAAUAUGAACUCAGAGUCUUUAAAUCCACCUGAAAGAUCGCAAACAUUGCCAUCUGGAGUUGGUCAAGGCUCAUCGGAGGUUGAGGUUGACAAAAAUCAACGGUACCAAUCCACUCUACAGUUUGCUGCCAGCCUUCUCCUUCAAAUACAGCAGCAACAGCAGCAGGCAAGCUCUCAUAUGGGAAAUCAGCAGUGAUAUUUCUAUUUGGUAGAUUUUCAGGCAAUGUAGAAGUUGAGUUGUGUGUGCAUAACGAGGAACAGAUGCAAAGUUGCUGCGCACUCAAGUGUUAAAUGACUGGUAGUGGACUAGGCUAGUGGAAGGAACUAAUAUAGGUUUUUUUUUUUGUUUUUUUUUUUUUUUUUUGGGUGUGUUAAGUUGUGCUUCCUCUUUCCCCAUUGGUUUUUAGCAAAUUUUCUUUAUUGUUUUCCUCCCUUUGAGUUUUUUAAGUAUCACAUUUACCAAAUGUAGUCUUGUUUAAUUUCUUUUUUAUAUGUUUAUACUUUAUUUUUUGUGGCAAAAACAAUGUACAUUUUAAUAUUAUAUAGCUCUCUCAUCUCAUUAUCCUCACCAAAAUCUUAUACG